ACCCAGAAGGGGCUCAGCGGCCAGGUCUGGGUUUUUGUUUCCUGCACUGGCUUCUCCACCAGGGACAUUGGGCUUGUCACAGCCUGGGGCCAGGUGCUGACAGCAGGUAGUGGGGAGACCCAGCGGCCGGUCAGUAACCUGGAAAGGCCACUGGCCUGGGAGCAGGAGGCAGAGAGCCGGGCUUGAAGCGCCAACCGCUGUCCGUGCUCGUGCAGGAGUCAGCCACAGCAGGGGUCUGAGCCUACCAGUUUUCUCAUGACAAGCAAAAAGGAUGAACUACCUUCUGGGGAAGGUUUGUCUGUAAAGCCGGAAGGGCUUGCCCCGUAAUAAAGGGUUUCUGUAGAUAAAAGGCCAGAGGACCAGCCCUCCAGACAAUGGGUAAAGGACAAAACCCAGCAAAUGACUUGGCCAGCACAGGAUGUGCGUGCAUUCAGCCUCACUUCACAACAAGGAAAUGCAAAUUUCAGUCUUUUCUUGGUUAUUUCUAUUAAGUUAGUAAAAUCCUGUGGACACGACCUCCGGGGUGGACAGGAGCUGGUGGCCUACGCAGGACAGGAGCAGAUGCAGGUGACCUUCCCCUUGGCCGUCUAGUUCAAAGUGCCAGAGCUCAGACCCUGCACACCCUUCAGGGAAGCAGCACCUUUCUAAGGAUUUAUCAGAAGGAGCUAAUGAAGCAACCUACAAGGUUCAAGAUGCCACCACCCUUGCUGUGUGGCCAUGGGGGGUGGGACUCACUCCCUCUCCCCUCACAUCUGGGUUGUCCCCAAUCACUUCUCUCCAGCAGUGCUGUCUCAGCAAGACAGGUGGGGUCCCAGGAAUCUUGCAGCUUCCGCCUGGCCCCCAGAACUCUCUGGAAGCCCUGAGUGGCCACAGGCAGAGUCUUCCCUAGGCCUGUGCCAGAGAGGCGCGGGGGGGAGUGGACCUGGCCCUUGGUGCCUGCUGAAUGCAGCCUCCAGCCACCUGUGACCCCUCUGGUCUCACUGAGAACAGAAGCCUUCCCCAGACGAGCCCACUGCCAGCUCGUGGGAGCCUGAGCUUUAAUAAAGCGUGUCUGAAACCAGUAAGUUUUUUUUUCAGGUGUCUCGUUCUGCAAAGUGGAACCAACGGUGCAGACACACGCAGGGCUUACAGCUGAGCAUUGAGAGCGUUUCCGCAAGUUCCUGCAAGGCAGCAACACCGAGGGGUCUGCCACCGUGAGCUCAGUCUAACAGGUGAAGAAAGAGUGAAAUGGCAGGAGCCUGGUGAAGGCCAAGAAGAGUGAGGUGUCAGCAGUAGUUAAGGGGAUUGGCCACACAAAGCCAACAGCCCAACUACAAACCGGUGAGAGAGAGCCCCGCCCACAGGCACCAAAGAGCAGGAAGGCGCUGGGGAGCCCUGACCCCUCAGGGGGCUGGUGGAGGCUCCUCUGCACUCAGCAGGAGGCCCAAACCGGGACACCACCGAGGUCUGGGGCCAACGGGCUCAGUCCCUGUGAAGGGAACGCAAGACAGGCUGUGACGGCAGCUUGCAGAACUGCAGGGGCUCACGCUGUGGCACAGUCGCUCUCCGUGGUGUUUACCCAAAGGAACUGAAAACCACAUCCACACAAAAGCGCAAGCCAGUGGCUAUAGCAGCUUUAUUUGCACACACCAAGAUGUGGAAGCAGCCAAGAUGCCGUCAGUAGGCGAGCAGAUGAGUAAAUGGUGGUCCCUCCAGGUGCCAGGAGACUCCUCAACGUGACACCAAGAAACGAGCAUGGAGAUGCACACGCCGGGGAGACACUCACUCUGGACAUGCACUCAGAGGCCACUGUGCCUCUGAGUCCAUGACGCCUCGGAAAAGGUAUCGAGAACCUGCCCUGCGAGCUACAGAGGAACUUCCAGCUGAUGCGGGAGCUGGACCAACGGACAGAAGACAAGAAGGCGGAGAUUGACCUCCUGGCGGCCGAGUACAUCUCCACGGUGAAGUCGCUGUCCGCCGAGCAGCGCGUGGAGCACCUGCAGAAGAUCCAGAGCGCCUACGGCAAGUGCAAGGAGUACAGUGAUGACAAGGUGCAGCUGGCCAUGCAGACCUACGAGAUGGUGGACAAGCACAUCCGGAGGCUGGACGCGGACCUGGCCCGCUUUGAGGCCGACCUGAAGGACAAGAUGGAGGGCAGCGACUUCGAAGGCUCCGGAGGGCGGGGACUGAAAAAGGGUCGGGGCCAGAAGGAGAAGAGAGGCUCCCGGGGCCGUGGCCGGAGGGCCUCCGAGGAGGACACGCCGAAGAAGAAGAAGCACAAAGGAGGGUCGGAGCUCUCCGACGCUGUCCUGCCUGUGCACGCCUCUGACGUGCUGGACAUGCCCGUGGACCCCAACGAGCCCACCUACUGCCUGUGCCACCAGGUGUCCUACGGGGAGAUGAUCGGCUGCGACAACCCCGACUGCCCCAUCGAGUGGUUUCACUUCGCCUGCGUGGACCUGACCACGAAACCCAAGGGAAAGUGGUUCUGCCCGCGGUGUGUGCAGGAGAGGAGGAAGAAGAAGUGAGGAGGCCGCCUGCGGCAGACGAGCGGGUCAGCGUGUGUGCCUCCCGUCACCUUGCGAUGUUUUAUCUUCAUUUUAUAACUACCUUGUUUCAGAUGAUAUUUAAUAAUUCAGUGGCCAGUUGUCAUUCUGGAUCUUUCCUAAAACACCCAAGAAUCCACCUGAGCCGUUUGCACAGCGGAUCCCCCCCCCCCCACCCCGGGGCACUUGCCACGGUGACUUGAUUCUCCUGACUGUACAGGGCAGCCGAGCGCAGCAGCACCCUGGGGUGCUCGGUGCCCGCCCAGCAGCCGUCCUGGCCUGUGGGGUGAGCCCGCGUGGCAAGCGCUCCUGGGGAGCGCUCCCCCACACCUGGCCUCCGUGAAGGCGGGCUCUGCUGCUGCUCAGCGUGCGCCUUCCCCUCACCCGUGACGGCCAGGUGAGUGGCCGCCUGUACUGUGAAGAUGGAGGCUCUGUGCGGCCAGUGCCGUGGGAACCCCCAGACUCCAGCGCCCAUGGGCGCAGCUCCUGCCCUGCCGAGAUGGCUGCGAGCCACAGAGCCUGGCGUUGGGCCUGGUGAGCAGGGGAGGCCGGAGUUGCCACUGCGCCCCCCGACUGCUACGCUCAUGGCGUCCCCUUCUUUUUUCUUGUGUUUCACCAAGAAGAGGAACCAAAGCAGGAAGACGCCUGUGGAGCCGUCCCGGGCCGCUGAGAGGAAGCCCCAGCCGGUGCUGGCCAUCAGGACGGGCUGUGAUGGCGGCCUCGGGGCUGGCAGCCUCCUCGGCCUCAGCGCAUGCUGUGCUGCUGGCCUGGCCCUGGGAUUGGAGCUGGAGGGCGGGGCCGGCGGCACAGCCCGCCUCGGCCAGCACCGGACACGUUCAGUUUAGAAAUGUAGCUUUUGUCGACACAGGUGUGUAAAGAUGGUGGCCACGUUUCCCCGCACUGUCUGUGCCCAGGGAGGGCGGCAGGUACAGAGGCUGUGGUGCCAUGAGCAGCACCUCCUGGCGCUCCUCGCCCGGGACCAGCCUGCAUCCUCCGCUCCCAGGCCGGCCGGAUGGUGUCGCCGGCGCUGUGUGGACCCUGUGCUGACGUGUCCUAUGUGUUUGUGCUGACGUGUCUGUGUUUACUUUUACCGGUUACAAUAAUAUCAGCAAAUGGACGUGCAUGUAGCGUGGAGAAAACAAAGCACGAGCCGAGGCGAGGACCCCCCCUGACCGUUUGGAUCCUGAAGGUUAGCCUUGUGCCUACCUGGCCCUCAGUCGCAGGAGAGUGGUGGGCCUGCCCGCUGUGCCACGCAGGGGCAGCCACGUGGCCCGACCACGCCCACGCCCACCAGCUGCCCGAGCUCACCUGAAGGGGUCGAGGGGGGUCUGGGCUGAACCCACCAGAUCCUCUUACACAGAACCUGGGCCAAGGCCUGGGCGCUCUGGGGCAGGGGCUGGGGUAACUUGCGCUGGGCGGGGGGUGCGGGCAAUGACCACGCCUCGUCUAGGCUGUGUCCUCAGUGGGCUGAGGCACUGCCCGGCCCUCCGGGGUGCGCCCGCCCAGCACUACGUCUGUGCAGACUGUGGAAGCCGUGCUGGCCGCCUGACGGACAGCCCUGGGCAGUAGUGCUGAUGGGGAGGUGGCUCCCGUGUGGCUGUCUUGGGGCAUCGGACAUUGGGAACGGGCAUCAAAGAGGGAAGGCCGUCCAGGUUUUUAGUGAAAUGUGAUUGGUGGGUGUGACCUGUGCCCAGAGGAGCCGUGAGUGGGGUCUGGACACCCCCUCUCCUGGACCCAGUCGUGAGGGCCGGCCUCUGUCCAUCCAAAAAGAUGAUGCAGCUUUACCAGGAAUGUCACGUCGUGUUCUCAAGGAGUCGUUACCUGUGUUCUUUGUAAAGGGAAGGCGAUACUGCGAAUCUUUUUAUUAAAUAAUGUAAAAGAUGUACAUCUGUAUUUUUGGAUCGUGUUAUAGAUUAUGGAUAUAUUGUUUAAUAAAUAAAGUAUUUUUUGG
Talpa occidentalis (Iberian mole) is the source of this 4476-nucleotide messenger RNA. RefSeq names its product inhibitor of growth family member 5 (gene ING5). Gene Ontology annotation, biological process: positive regulation of DNA-templated transcription; positive regulation of apoptotic signaling pathway. Gene Ontology annotation, cellular component: nucleus. Gene Ontology annotation, molecular function: chromatin binding. Lineage: Eukaryota; Metazoa; Chordata; Mammalia; Eulipotyphla; Talpidae. Bases 1866 to 2507 code for a protein of 213 amino acids. The record is from RefSeq and is a predicted model, not a curated record. The transcript is spliced from 8 exons.